UUCCAGAGGGAAGUGCACUUAGUGAGUCCUUCUCUGACUGCAACUCUCUCUGCCUCGCCAUCCUUUUCCACCUCCACAAUGGUCCUGCAGGUCCCUGAAGGCCCCUGGACAGCGGCCCUGACAGUGUUACUGAUGGUGCUGAGCAAUCCCAUGGUCCAGGGCAGGACCGCUCCAGAGAACUACGUGUUGCAGUCCCGGGAUGACUGCUACGCGCUUAACGGGACGCAGCGCUACGUGGAGACAUAUAUCUAUAACCGGGAGGAGAUCGUGCGCUUCGACAGCGACGUGGGGGUGUACGUGGCCGUGACGGAGCUGGGGCGGCCGGACGCCGAGCACUGGAACAGCCAGAGGGACAUCCUGGAGCGGAAGCGGGCCGAGGUGGACACGGUGUGCAGACACAACAACGAGCUGGUCGAGGGUUUCACGCUGAAGCGCCGAGCUCAGCCGAAAGUGCACGUGUCCCCCUCCAAGAAGGGGCCCCUGCAGCACCACAACCUGCUUGUCUGCCAUGUGACAGAUUUCUACCCGGGCAGCAUUGAAAUCCAGUGGUUCCGGAAUGGACAGGAGGAAACAGCUGGGCUUGUGUCCACCAGCCUGAUCCGUAAUGGAGACUGGACCUUCCAGAUCCUGGUGAUGCUGGAAAUGACCCCCCAGCAGGGAGAUGUCUAUACCUGCCAGGUGCAGCACCCCAGCCUGGACAGUCCUGUCACCGUGGAGUGGAAGGCACAGUCUGAUUCUGCCCAAAACAAGAUGCUGACUGGAGUCGGGGGGUUUGUGCUGGGGCUCAUCACCCUUGGAGUGGGCAUCUUCAUGCAUAAGAGGAGCAAAAAAGUUCAACGAGGACCUCUAUAAACAGGUUCCUGAUCUGACCUGAAAGACUAUAUGUGCCUGGAACAAGUAUUUUUAUGUUUCUUUAGUCCCAGAAGGCUUGAGUCAGACCCUCAGCUUCCCUAGAGGAUGUUACUGCCGAGUAACUGCUCUGAAACCAGUUUCUGCACUUCUGCUUUUUGAUUCAAUGCACAGCUUCUACAGAGCCGCUAACCAAGUUCCCUUCUCCUUAGCUCCAUAAAGAAUCAAAACCCAGCAUGAUUGUCUCUUUUCUUUUGAGAACAUGCACCAAGGCAUCUCUGGCAUUGCUUUCUGCUUGAGGGUUUUGAUAAACAGAGGAGUUACUGUAGAAGCUCAUUGUUUGUACUUAAAUAAGAAGAAAAUCACAAAAAUAGGAAUAUUCUAAUUAUCAGAUAAGAGGGCCAGUUGGAAGUGGAAAGCCUCCAAAUUUGCUAAUUUCAUCAGGCUGCCCCAUGUUCAUCUUUGGCAUCUUCAUCCAUGUAGGCCUGGAACCAUCGUUCUUAGUUAUUCAUGGAUGAGCAGACCCCCAUAUGAUUCUGGGAUUAUGUGAUCCAUAUUCAGAUGCAUUGAUUCAACAUAUAAUUAAUUGAGAGUGUGAUAUACUGCUUUUCAAGUAAUCAAAUCAGAAUUAAAACCUAAAAAUGUCAUGUAAUAAAUUUUAGACACUUUCUUUGCUUACCAUGAUAAAUAGUUCUUGACCAAUAAUGACUUAGUUUUUUUAAUGUAUCAAGUUAUAGAGGAUGCAGACUUAGCCUCUAUUCAUCAGAUCACCCCAGACCUCCUGUCUUAGUAAUUCACACAGUGGGAAACGCAUCCCCAGUAUUUAAAGAGACUCAGAGCAAUAAAUGUAGCACUUUUUUUCAAAUAUCAGCUUGCUUUCACAAUCCAAAAUGAUUAUGGGCUUUUUGUUUGAUAUUAAAUUAUCUUUAUGGUCAAGAUAGAGGUCUCAUUUAGUCUAAGCAUUCCUCUUGAAUAGAGUACAGAGAAUUACCUCCUAACUCACAUACUGAGCACUCCAUAGUUUCUGGCACACCAAGUUGGUGGCUUCUCUCUCCUGGAUUCUUGUAAGCAGCCCCUGAGCCUUGAUUGCCCUGAGCACCAGCCCCUGGUCAGUUUCCAUGAGCUGCUGUGUGCCUCUCUCGCAGCUCCCCUCCAAAAGCACUACCUGCAUCUGUGGACCAGCUUCUCCCAUUUCAAAGAGAGGUUGAUGGGUGAACGUGCAGAAUUGGAUGUCACUGGCACAGAGGUGUUGCUGGGGUCUGCAGAAAGGGUGGACUUACUAAGUGAGGGAGUCUGGAAGAGAAGCCACAGAAAUGGAGACUCAACCAUGUCCACAUAAUCUGCUAAGUGCAUAACACACAAUGCCUCAUUCAAUCCUCAUAACCCAGGGAAGAGGACAGAGUUUUAUUUUCUUCUUAAAAAUGUGAAAACUGAGCCUUUGUGAGGUUACAUGGCUAUCACAUGGCAGAAACACAAAUAAAAUUUAAAUCUGACUGAUUCCAAAGCCCAUGCUCUUUCCUUGACAACCUGAGAGAAUUGAUAGGGAGACAGGAAUCUUGUCCAGUUUAAAUACUGUUAGCCCUGAUCAGCAUGGUUUUCUCUAAAAGCAUAAAUGAAAAUGCUCCCACCUUGUUUUGUGUAGUAAUUUCAGCUGUCCCGUAGUGAGGCAAGUAGGACAGGAUAGAGUAAAUAAAUGAGGAUUUUUUUUUCUCUUCCAAAACCCAUAUGGGGCCAUGUUUUAUUAUUCGGAUGGUUCUUAGCACAUCUUAUCCCAUAUUGCAAUUGCUUAUAUACAUGUCUUAUAACUUCCAAGUCAUUCAACUUUAUAAUGCCCAACACUUUGCCCAUUGCUCUCCUUGUAGGGGGCAUUCAAGUUGAUAAGAGAGAAAUCAGUUCUGGUUAAUAUUCUUCCAACAGUAUCUGAACUACUCCCAAAACAAACUUGUGACUAGAAGAGGCACAGAUCAUUGACCACAUUCUUGCCAAAAUGACUGAUUGAAAUUCCUUUAUAACUGAUUUGGUCUCAGUUUUCAGCAGAUGCUGAGACUUUUGCUAGUUAAACCAGUUUUCUUUGGAUUAAUUUUGUUUUCUGUAUGUGUUUGUGCCAAAAAAUAAAGACAGAUUCUCUAACGACA
Choloepus didactylus (southern two-toed sloth) is the source of this 2984-nucleotide messenger RNA. Its product is annotated as HLA class II histocompatibility antigen, DP beta 1 chain-like. Bases 79 to 852 code for a protein of 257 amino acids. The record is from RefSeq and is a predicted model, not a curated record. Gene Ontology annotation, biological process: peptide antigen assembly with MHC class II protein complex; positive regulation of T cell activation; immunoglobulin production involved in immunoglobulin-mediated immune response. Gene Ontology annotation, cellular component: membrane; MHC class II protein complex. NCBI's taxonomy places the organism in Eukaryota, Metazoa, Chordata, Mammalia, Pilosa, Megalonychidae. Gene Ontology annotation, molecular function: MHC class II protein complex binding. The transcript has 6 exons.